Adineta ricciae is the source of this 756-nucleotide messenger RNA. The record is from the annotation of a GenBank genome assembly. NCBI's taxonomy places the organism in Eukaryota, Metazoa, Rotifera, Eurotatoria, Adinetida, Adinetidae.
AUGGAAGAACGUGUUUUUCAGAGUUCGUUUUCAAUUCGCAGUGUCCUUGGAGAAGAUCCUUCAGUGAAAAAACAAUCAGCAAUCGAGGACGACGACGACGGCGGCGGUGAGGAAGAAGUUGAUAUCGAAAGUUCGGAAGACGAAGAAUCGAAAUCAGCAAAACAAUCGACAUCAUCCAUUUCAAGUGAAUCGGGUUCUGAUGGUCCCAACGUUCAAAAAGCUCUCGCUGCAACUCCGAUUCUGAAAAACAAGUACGGUAUUAAACCAGCUUAUUCAUACAAUGCCCUCAUCAUGAUGGCUAUUCGCUCGUCUCCACACGACCGUUUGACCUUGAACGGUAUCUACGAAUAUAUCAUGAAAACGUUUCCAUAUUACCGUGAAAAUAAACAAGGAUGGCAAAAUUCAAUUCGACAUAAUCUCUCAUUGAAUAAAUGCUUUGUUAAAGUUCCACGACACUUCGAUGACCCCGGUAAAGGAAACUAUUGGAUGCUCGAUCCGUCUGCUGAUGAUGUGUUCAUCGGUGCUACUACUGGCAAACUUCGACGACGAACAUCCACAUCACGAAAUCAUCGUUUAGUUACAUUCAAACGUUCGAAUCUAAAUCCUUAUUCAUCGGCGUUCUAUACUUCUGCCGCUGUCGCCGCUUUACAUCAACAACAACUAUUGCAAGCAAUUGCUGCUAGUGAAGUUAUCCGACAUCAACAAACAUUUCUACCAAGCUCGAUUUCACCGAAUCAAAUGAGGUCAGUGGUGUAA